Lottia gigantea (owl limpet) is the source of this 1090-nucleotide messenger RNA. RefSeq lists its product as hypothetical. NCBI's taxonomy places the organism in Eukaryota, Metazoa, Mollusca, Gastropoda, Lottiidae. The transcript has 2 exons. The coding region runs from base 32 to 1045 and encodes 337 amino acids. The record is from RefSeq and is a predicted model, not a curated record.
CCAAGAAUAAUAACAUUCACACGUUUUAGAAAUGAAGGAUAAGAAACAUAAAAGGAAAAAACAAGAAAAUGAAUUUGAGGAAUUUUUUGGUAAAUCAAACAAAGUUGAUUCUGUUGACAAGGAGUUGCAAAAUGGUACAAAAAAAUUAAAAAAGAAACAAAAGAGAGAUAGGGAGGAAUUUGGUGACAAACUUAAUGGUGAAGCAGCAUCAAGCUUGGAGAAUGAGCUCAGAAUAAAAAAGAAGAAGAAAAAAAGGAAGCGAAAUGAUAGUGAAGGGUGUGUUAACAGUGCUGAAGAUGUGUCGAUUAUUGUGUCUGAAGCUGAUCACACGGUGAAAAAGAAAAAGAAGAAGAAACGUGAUUCUGAAAUUACUCCCAUCGAAACUGAAGACAUUUGUGAAAGAGAAGAUCUUGAAACUAAGAAAAAGCCCAAGAAAAAGAAAAGACACAAGUCAAUAAGUCCACCAAGUGAUGCUGAAGAUCAUUUUGAAGAAGCACAGAAAGCUAAUAAGAAAAAGAAACAUAAGAAGAAGAAAGAUGAAGAAAUUGUGAAUGGUGUCCAGAAUGAAAUUGAUAUUCAAAUUGGUGAAGGAAAUCAGACUGAAAAAAUAAAACCAAAAGAGAAGAAAAGAAAAAAAUCAAAAGACAAGGAUAUUUCGAACUGCAGCAAUGAUAAUAAUAUGUCUUCUAAUGAUAAUCCAUUGGAAAAUAGCACAACUUUAGGACAGUGGUCUACAGCUUCAUUCGAAGAUAAGAAUAGAACAGAAAAGUUCCACCGUUUGUUAGGUGGAAUGAAAAAAGAUGUGACAAAGCCAAAGGGAAAAUUAUUUGGAGGACUUAUCGAUCGAUCUGGAGGUAAUAAUGCUUUAAAUAAGGAAGGACAAGAAAAGUUAAAUAAAAAUCUGCAGGCUCAGUAUGAUAGCGCUCUCUCUAUGAGACUAGGUUCAGUGAAAGGAAUUGGUUUUGGUUUCACACCUCCUCCUGGUGAAGGCAAAAAAUUUCAUAUUGACACUGGAAAAUCUUCCUCAAUGAAAUUCAAUGAUUAAAAUUAGGAAAUAAGAAAAAUAAAUAUUAUCAUUCUGAAUCUUUUU